This is a messenger RNA of Babjeviella inositovora NRRL Y-12698, 1989 nucleotides long. RefSeq names its product Yvc1p (gene YVC1). The record is from RefSeq and is a predicted model, not a curated record. Lineage: Eukaryota; Fungi; Ascomycota; Pichiomycetes; Serinales. The coding region runs from base 1 to 1989 and encodes 662 amino acids. The transcript has 2 exons.
AUGUCGAUUGUGCUUCCCACGGCGGAGGACCGCUUCGAGUCGUAUACGACUCCCACGUCGCGUCAGACAUUGCGCAUCGCGUUGAACUUGAAACACCUUAUUGAUAAAGUCAUCCCCAUUGCGGUUCCCGACGACUUCAUCACCCAGCAGGGCUCACGCUUGCUCAACGACAACGUUGUGAAGCUUGCGGUCCAGGCGGCAGGUGGUAAGGGCGAUGGUGCGCGCGGCAGUUCCUCGCGCAAGUACCGUUCGUGCAUCAUCUUCUGCUUGUUAAAGGUUUGCGGUUGGUACUGGACGCAGAGUCAGACCGAGCUUCACGAUAGCGAGUUGUACACCUGCCGCGCGACCGCGGCGCAGCAGCUCGCGAAAAUGAUUAUCGAGCUGGAAAAGGAUGAGCGCUACUGUUUCAUCUCCAUGUUGUGUCGCCGCUACACCAUCUGUCUCAACGACGAAGAUGCAGCUCCUCAGAAUGCGUUGGAAUUAGCGGUUGAUAUGCAUUCCACCAUUGUCAUCGGCUCCUCGGGCUACCAGCGAUGCAUAAAGUGGUUGUGGCGCGGGUGGAUCGUACAGUCUGCGCAAGACCCGCAUGCAUAUGUGAUGUACCAGAACGGGGACAAGUCUUCGUUCUGGGUGCACUUCGACCCAGGCCGGAUCAAAACUCCGUUGUACCAGAACAUGUUGGAGAUUUGGUUUUCGUUUUUGUUUUUGGCCUUGUACAGCGUGGUGGUCAAUUCGCGCUAUGACCUCCACGGCUUGGACGCGGGGGAAGUUACUUUUUAUGUGUUUGUUGUGGGUUUCAUUAUGGAUGAGUUUGUCAAGUUCUUCCAUGUGGGGAAGGCUUACUUUGGUUUUUGGAAUGCGUAUAACAGCUUGCUCUACUCGAUUAUUGUCAUUUCCAUGGUUUUUAGAGGCUUAUCCUUGCUUGAGAAUCAACAGAAGGACCACAAUCAUGCCGGGAAGGCCCUGCUCUAUGGUGAGAUCUCGUACCGCGUAUUGAGUACUGCGUCGCCAUUUGUGUUCUGCCGUUUGAUUCUCUACCUCGACGCCAAGCCGUUUGUGGGCGCCAUGAUCGUGGUAGUCAAGCGGAUGAUGACGGAAUCCCUCAUCUUCUUUGCCUUAUUGUUCAUCAUCAUGCUCGGUUUCCUCCAGGGUUUCUUGGGACUCGAUAUCUCUGAUGGGAAGCGCGAGUCGACUGCGUUGAUCAUGACGGUGAUGGUGCGCACCGUGUUGGGUGGAGCUGACUUUGACGCGUUGUCCCAUUUGGCCUCCCCGUACGCCAAUAUCCUCUACCACGUAUACUGUUUUAUCGUCUCGGUCAUCUUAUUGAACAUUCUUGUGGCGUUGUACUCUUCUGCAUAUAGUUUCAUCUAUGACCACGCCACGGAUGAAUACCUUGCACUUGUGGCGCAGAAAACCCUCCGCUACAUCAGGGCCCCAGACGAGAACGUCUUUGUUCCGCCGUUGAACGUGGUGGAAAUGGUCUUUCUUUGUAUUCCACUUGAGCUCUGGAUGAAAGAGCGGAUCUAUUCCAAGGUGAACUAUUAUGUGAUGCUCGUCGUUUACUCGCCAUUACUCACAUACAUCGCCAUUUCGGAAGUCCGUUUGAGCAGACGUGUCCAAUAUAACCGGAUGAAGAACCUCCCGGACGAUGCUAAUGAGGUGGACUUAGAGUGGGACCUUACAGACGGGUUUGAAGACGCCUUUUGGAGCAAUGAAAGCAUCCAGGAGACCCAGGACGCCAUCAGAAGUAGCGUCAGAUUGCAGAGACAUGCCGAGAGAGAGGACCCGGAGUUUUCCAUCAACUUGUCCGAGUGGAACAACCGGGUCGACAAGGUGGCGCCACCGGUGGAGAAGGCGCAGAAGACCAGUGUAGGCUGGGAGUUGUACGAGCUUUACGAGAAGAUCGACGCCUUGACUGACUUGGUCCAGCAGGUGGUGGAGGAGAACCGUAGGUUGCGUGCGGUUCCAACCCUGACCGAGACGAAGUAA